GUGAAACAAGCCUCGCAAUAUCUAACAGUGUUUGAUCGAUGUGAAUGAUAACUCUGCAAGCUUGGCUGGAUGACUACUUCUAUAUGGAACGAAUGGAAUGGAGUGAGUGACAUAAGAGCGACAGAUCGGACGAGCACUACCCAACCACUGCUUGAUCACAGGAGUCUGGUACAAGAAGUCAUUUUUUCUGUUUCGAUAACCGGCUAAGCUCAAGUGGAUUGGUUAUACGCGAACAAUCAAGAUGUGCUCCAAACCGAUAUUCGUGGCCUGUUUCACUCUUGUUGCCUUCCUGAGUGUCUGGUCUUGCCAGGCUUCGGCUCAGCUGAAAACGCCGUCCUUCACCAAGUCUCAAACCACCCAAAGGCCAACAUUAUUUCGAAGAGAGGCUCAAGGUGAUGUGGGCGUGGACUGCAAUAUUUGCCGUUCCAAAUGCGCCGGAUUCAAUCCAAAGAAAUGCGACGAAUGCAACAGGUGUCCCCUCUGUUUCUUAGCCCCAAGAUCGCGUCAGUGCGUGAAUUUCUGCAAGGGCUCCGAUUCCAAAGACAAAAUCCAAAACUGUUUGCGGGUGUGCAAUCGAGGCAUUGCCAAGUGUCAAGAAUGCAACCGAGUUUGCUAGCUUCUGAUUCAAGAAUCGAAAUAUAAUGUUCUAAACCAAAGCGUACAAGUUUGUUCCAUCAUUCAUAAUUUGUUUAAAAUGCAUGCAUCUUGUGGUUGUUGGUCCAUGUGGACGAACCAUAAACAGUUACGAUAUCCAGAACUGCCUCACUUAACGUGGCUGUGUUAACAAUAACUAGACCUAAUGAGAGAUUUCAACGUUGAUCUUGGCCAAAGCAGAACAGGCAUGCACUUUGCACAGGUAAAAGUCGUGCAGGCAUGGUAAGAGCUUGGCUUUGGUUGUCUUCGAACUGUAUGUAAUCUCUCCAUGUGAGAGGGAAGACGUGAGUCAAGUCAACGACCAGAAGAGUAAUAAGAAACUGUACAUCAUGAUCGACCAUGGCCGUCUGUCACGGUGAACUUUAGAUUCAGUGCUAGUGUUGUAUGGCUUGAGUCUCUGCAAGCAUGGCAUGAAUUGCCGCAAACCUUGUUCCAUCACAUCCUAAUCGGAUGUGCCAAUACAAAGUUGGAAGCGAACCGAAGUGUGCUUUGAACCAAAUCUUGGCUAGCUAGCUACUCUACUUCACUCGCCAUCUUUGGUCAAAGCGAAAAGAGUUUCUAAUUUUAUUCGGGCGCGAACUAGGGUGAGAGAAGGAGCUCUGUGAGAUGGUUCCUCCCUCUAACAUCGUCCAGCAUUUCGUGAAACGAUCCAAUCGUAACAAACAAAUCCUCAAGAUGAGUGUGGGCUUGGUGACCUUGUCCAUUCUGGUCAUCACCUAUUCCCAGUAUCUGCUUCACAACCACUGCGACGCCUUGGAGUGUGGCAACGACUUCCGCUCCAAACGACAGGUCAUCGAGACCACGUUCAUGUCAAAGAGUGAAAAAACCAGUGCAGCCAGUGAAUCCAGUGAAUCCACGAGUAGUGUUAGGCAUCCGACUUCCACAUUGGGCGCAGGAACGUCUAGCGAGGGUGAGCUAGACAUACCAGUGGAAUUUGACUCGCCUUUAAUGCCACCCAAACAGAGUCAGGAGUUGGCCAAAUGGUUGCAGAAGAUGAUGAUGGAUUUAAAUUUGAACCGGGCUGACCCUACUCCGAUGGAAGAGGGGUCCAAGGAGUAUCUGUUUCCUUGUGCUCAUGAUGACUACAAGAUCAGUGAGAGCUUAACCAAAGUGAAUCCCACUGAAGGUCAAACAUUGGAUGGACAAGGCUGGGUGGUCUUCCCUGAGGACUCCCUAUGCUAUAGUCUCAAGAUCCUCAAAGUAACGGGACAGUUCAAUGAUGGAAAGCUCUCUGGAAGUGCGAAGGUGGAUUUCACUGAUGGCUCUUGGAUGAGGGGCAAUUUUGUCAAGGGGGUUCUCCAUGGUUUGGUUAGAAAAUUCUGGUGCAAAUUUGGCGAUUGUGAAUAUUUCGAGAGCAAAAAAUGGAGCGUUCCUGAGCAUCUAAAAGAGAUCUCUUGGUAUCGCAACGGGGUUCGAACGGGAUUCGCGUGGGAGUUUCUCAGAGGCGGGGGAAUGAUGGCUGGUGAAGUGAAUGAGAUUGGAGAACUUUCAGGACCCGAAGUUUCUUACCUUUAUCCCGACAAAUACACGAUGCUUGUGGGGAAAGCCAUCAAAGGGCAGUUUCAAAGUGGCCGCGAGUCAAGGCUCUCUGGGAUUGAAUACCAUAACGAGAUCAUUGCGGUUCCACUUCAUCUGAAAGCCCAAGGCCCGUUAUUUGUUCGCGAGGUAUCAAACAAGACGCACAUGGCCUCCAAUGACAACAGCCUUCACCAAUCAGAUCCGUAUGAAAAGCAAUUUGUCUCCGUCCAAGAUUCCACGGUUCGUGGGAGCGGACGAGGCGUGUUCCUGAAAAAGGAUGUACCCAUGGGAAUGAUUAUCGGAUUCUACAAUGGAGUUCGCAUGUCAGAUUUCGAGUCCAAGAUCAGAAAAGCGGAUCGCAAAAGCCCUUAUCGCAUGGAUAAUGAUUGGGCCAAGUCCAAACAAAUCUUGAACAUUCCUGAAGGGUUCAGAGAACCCCAUCAGUAUAACGCCACCUUGGGUCAUUUAAUCAACCAUGGACAAAAACCCAACGCUUGGUAUGCCAUGAUCGAUCAUCCUCGUUUUGGAUUUAUUCGAUCGGUGGUGACAAAGCAAGCCUUGAAGGCUGGCGAAGAGAUCUUCUGUGAUUAUGGUUUCUUGAAGCAGUACGCUCAAUCGGAUGAGAUGUUCAAGACCAUUUUAGAAGUGGGAAAAAUGAUUCAUGGAUCUGACAAUAACGCUGAUUUUACCAAGGACGUCAAGAACCAUGUCAAUUUUCUGAGGGACAAGGUCCAAGAAUACAAACCGUUUAUCGAUUUGGCAAAGACACUAUACUCCAUGUAUGCUAAGCAAUGAUCAAAGUUGCUAGUGGAUGGAUUUUAAAUAACACACAUUUCUCCAAUGUUCACUUUUUAUGUAACUUACAUCAAUGUCAGAUUUAAAAAAACCCACAUCUCGUAAUAUAAUUGUAAUUGUCAUAGGGAGCACGUCAAUAAUUUAGCCUUUUACGCCAACUUGCCGAAUAUUUUUUAAAGAUAAUGGCUCUGUAUACUAGAACUCAAAUAAGUUUUGAGAUUAAAAGUUUCGAGUAAUAAGAAUAUUUGAACAGAAUUGUAUUGAUUGCAUCAUUUCAGUGUAUUGAUUUUAUAUUGGUUAGAUCAGCUUGUUGAGUUCACUUCUUUGCUAUUAUA
This is a messenger RNA of Tigriopus californicus, 3302 nucleotides long. Its product is annotated as histone-lysine N-methyltransferase SETD7-like. Gene Ontology annotation, molecular function: protein binding. The coding region runs from base 1261 to 2967 and encodes 568 amino acids. NCBI's taxonomy places the organism in Eukaryota, Metazoa, Arthropoda, Copepoda, Harpacticoida, Harpacticidae. The transcript has 4 exons. The record is from RefSeq and is a predicted model, not a curated record.